AAGGAUGCAGCAGAGGCUAGUCACUGAGCUUCUCAUUGAUGGUAGUCCUCUCGGAAGACCCCUUAGGUAACUCCGAGACGGGGGUUCACAUGUCACACAACGGAACCCAAAACAUUUCACGCGAUGAUGCUGGAGAGGUUACACGUGUCUUCAUCUUCAAGAAUGGAGGGGGUGACCCUGCAGGCUGUGAAGGACAAGGAUUGGCACCAUUAUCCCGAGCAUCCUCCAUAAGUACCAGCACUAGUCAACAUGGCGGCAGUGUCAGUGAUAACGGAGGGAUGGGUAAUAGUGACAGUGAAAAUGUUAUUAAUGGGAUGCUAAGGACGGGGGAGGAAGAUGUGGACCCCUCCACCGAUCUAGGUGCUGAUCUGCAACACAUAGAAGAGUGGUUAAAAACUCGCAGUGAUAGCCUUUCCAGUUUUGAUUUUGACCCAGAAAUCAAACCCUCUGAAAUUGAUGUUAAUGAUUUUUUCAACCUGAAAAGCGGGGUUCAGUUUCAUGUAAGUGGUCAGGACUGUGGCUUAGUAUUUUCUAAAGAUAGUGCAAGUGAUUCUGGUACUUCGUCAGGUACAUUAUUGCCUAAUCAGUUUUCCUUCCCUGACCUGUGUGAUACAUUGGGUGGCUCUGGCAGCCGCAGGAACAGCUUCACAAAAAAGCUCGAAACUCUUAUGCAAGUAGACAAGGGACUCUUUGAGGAGCUCUUGUUAACAGAUGCCAACAAAAAGUACGGUAACAAGAAAUUGGAAAACAUGCCGUCAUUACCCGUGGAAGAUCGAGGACUGUUCGAGGAAUUAUUGUUACCCGGAGCACAGGAGGAGUGGGCCAAGCAUGCUCAGGAACUGCUUUUGGCAGUAUCAUUAGAGAAAAGAGAAUUAAAUACUCCGAGCCAAGUAACGAGUGAGAGCGUAUCCCUUCCUGAGCCUUCAGAAUGUAGUGCACCUUUGUCGGAGAAUGCUCAAGAGAUGACAAGUGAUCAUGAAUCCUCUGAUGAACUAGAGCUCAUGGUUAGAAAUAUUCAACCAAUUAAGUUGAUGAGUCCACAAGAGAUUGAGAAUAUGGCUUCACGACCACUUGGCUUUGAUGAAACUCCAAUCAAAAUGGAAGCUCAGAGAAAUAGGGAAGUUACUAGUCAGAUGGAAGAAGAUUUUACCUUCAUUCCAUUUGGUCGUCAAGUCUGUGAAGAUAACAACACACUGCCACCUGAUCUUCUGACGAGUCCAAAUAGUGAGGUAGACAGCAAGCUUUCUAGUAUAUUGGCAAUGGAUGCCUCCAAUGACACUUUAGAAAUUUCAAGUUCAGAGACUAGUGACAUGCUAGAAAAUCUUGGAAAAGCACCUCAUAAAUUGGAAAGAAGCAUCUCUCCUGGGACAUUCCUAGUCAAAUUGGAACCGAGGGAAAAUCGAGAUGGAUGUAACAAAAGCAUUGCAUCAACAUGUGUAUCCACAUCUAGUCAGCUCACAACUGCAGCUAUGCCACCCCCUUCAACAACAUUUACAAAUACAACAGCAUCCUUUCAGCCGGUUUCAGUUCUGAAUCCAAAUGACAAUGUUAUCACAGCCAUAGCCAAAACAUCAGCUACGGCUAAUUGCAGCUUAGUUACUGCUGUAAGUUCAAGCUCUACUGUAAGUGUCACAACUGCGACCACUACUACUGCAUCAGUUAAUUUGGCUCCUAAAGGGCUUUUAAAAAUGCCUUCUGGCCCAGUUCGAACCGAAAUUAAAAAAUUACCUAUUGGUAUGGUUCAACUACGUCUAGCAGCACCACAACCAGUUACAUCGUUGGGUGCUGCUAUAACAACUGCUACUGCAACUUCAGGUCCACAAAUGGCUAGGCCUACUUUUAUAUUAAGACCAUUAAUUACACCUGGACAGCAGUUGCAACAGCAGCCACCUCGACAGCAAAUCACAACACCUGAAAACUUCGUAAGUUCCAAGGACAAUGCCCCAUUAACCUUCACACCACUUAAAAUGGUAACAGUGCAGCCAAAUAAACCAGGCAUUGCAAAUGUUACAAUCACAGUUGACCGAAAGGCAAAUUCGACUACUGUUAACAUUGUAUCUUCAAACAGUGAGCAUACAGUAUUUAAGAUCAACACUUGUGAUUUGGUACGAGCUGUUUCUAGCAUCCGUGAGCCACAUUUGGAUCCCUUGGGUCUUACUCCUCAACAGCUGUUGCGCUCUGCUCACACUGCUCACCGUCUUAUCCAAGAGGUUCAUCAACAGGGAGCUGCACGCCAGGCCAAAGGCACAGGAAAAGAUGCUCCCUCAGGCCCUCAGAAUUUUGAAAUCAAUCAGCCAUUACAAGAGGUGAAGGCACCAGUCUCCAGAAUGCAACAAGGACAGUUAGCACUGUUGCGACGUGCAGCAGCAGCAGCAGCAGUCACCACAGCAGUUUCAACAAGUGUGGCAAAUACUACUAGCCAAAGUGUAACAAGUCAAGUUGUCACAAGUAGUGGUAUUUGUACAAAUAUUGGGUCACCCAUUAUGGGAGGAGCUUCAGUGCUUACAACAGCCUCUUCAUCAGGGUCUGUUCUAAUCCCUACAACAGUAAAUGCAUCUGUUUUAAGUACAGUCAAAGGCACAGUUUCAACAUUUGCAUCACAGAAAAUGCAAGUAGACACCAUUGUAUCACCACUUCGCCCAGAGAUGAGGACUUCACGCCAGACUUCUGUCGCCAGUGCUGACAAAUCUCACAUAGUUAAGAGUGAAGGUGUUGGGGUAUCCCUGCGUCCUGGAGCACCUCCAACCAUGGUCUCAGUGCCUUCUGUCCUGGACACUCUCUCAGCUUCCUCAUUGGUACCCGCUGACCUCCUACAAACAUCAUCGCUAUCACCUUCUUCCAGUCACGUACCAAGUGAUGAUGAUCUCAAUGAUGAAAACCCUGAAAUGUGUACGGUAUCUGAUGAGGUUGCCAACAAGGCCUUUGAAGAACUUGGUAUUCACAUAGAUUCCCUGAAGUGCGAGCCUUCACCACAGGGUGGUAAAUACUGGCUUUGCCCCAUCAAAGGCUGCUGCAAGAAUUUUCCAAAACUUUCUUCUCUUAAGGUUCAUUUGCUGAGCCACAAUGGAAUCCGACCAUAUAAAUGUAGUUAUGAAAACUGUGACUGGGCCUUUUACACAUGGUACAAGCUUAAACGACACAUUGAAACACACUUGAAGAGGAGGGAUUAUGUGUGCUCAGAAUCUAACUGCAACCGGCGAUUCACUACAGUUUAUAACCUCAACACACAUCUUCGUUUGCACCAGCGUCCAAAGUGCUGGAUGUGCUCACUGCCAGAAUGUACUCAAGCUUUCCAUACCAGGCGGGAGUUGGAAGUACACAUGAAAACUCACAAAGAUGUUGAAGCUCCUUAUAAGUGUGGUGUAGAUGGUUGCAGCAAAUCUUACUUCACUCCUAACUCAUUAACAUCUCAUAUGCGUAGUCACCACAAAGAAGAGGAGUUGCGUUGCCAGUGGACAGGCUGUGGGAAAAAGUUUGACAAACCUUGCAGACUUAAAGCUCACAUGAGAGUGCACACAGGUCAGAGACCUUUUGUGUGCACAUUUGAGGGUUGUAACUGGUCUUUCCAAAGUGCAAGUAAAUUAAGUCGACAUCAGCGAAAACACACCAAUGAUCGGAAGUUUACCUGCCCCAUCUGUCAAAAAUCCUUUCUUCGGUCUGAGCAUCUUAAAGGCCAUUUGCUCAUCCACACAGGGGUUAGAAACUUUCAGUGCCCAAUUGAACACUGCAAUGCAAAGUUCACUGCCAAGAGUAGCUUAUAUGUACACCUAAAGAAACAUGAGGGUAAAACAAAAGACAAUAACAAUAAAGUUACUUACCACUGUCCAAUAGAUACCUGUGACAAGAGCUACAACUCAAAAUUUAAUCUUCGGCAGCACAUGCUCAAAAACCAUACCAUAUUGACUACAGACACAACUCAGUUGGACUACAUAACACUCCUGGGUGAUAAAGACCUGAUGAUGGAUCAGCUUUUGCCACUAACAGCUGGUGGUGCAUCAUCCUCCACCUCAGUCACUUUAGAUAGUAAUGUGCCAUCCUCCACAUUCUCUUCUGCAUCUCCUUCAAGUGAUGCCCAAGCAACUCUCCUCUCCAGCAUUGAACUUAUCAAUGGGGAAAUAGGUGCUGAUGGGAAUAAUAUUCCUCCAAUUAUUGUGAUGGAGGGAAGAAGUGCAGCAGAUGCCAUUGACAGUAUGGACGUCAGUAUGGCAGACACGCUUAUUGGAACAGCACCCAGUGGCAGUGGGGCAGAAGUGGAUACCCUUGAUAUGGCUGCCAUCGCAAAGGACGCCACAGAAAACAUUAUUGCGUCUAGUGGUUCUGCUCGUACAGAUGUUUUAGGGAAUGUUAUUCGCUCUCAGCGUGCUAAAAAAAGGCAGCAGCUUAACUUGGCGAAGAAGAUGGCAGAACUUGGUUGCCAUACAUCCAGUGACCAUUCCACUGGGGAAGGAAUUGUGAGUUUUACCAAUGAUGUAGUUUUAUCUGCCUCUGCAGUAACAAUGUCUGCCACAGCACAUCUUCAGUCUGCCCUUCUACAGGAUGAUGGUGUUGCUAGCGAGCUUUAUCAAGAAACACUAAUGGGUCAUGAUCUCCUCUCAGAUCCCACCACUGAUCCUCAGUCAACAAUCAACCUUCGUGAUUUAGAAUAAUGGUUUAUACCGAAAGCUCCUUUUGCCAGGCGUGAGUGUUUGUGUGGACUGCAGAAACUGGAGCACUGCCAUGAUAUGUGGGUACCAUACAUGGACAGCAGAUUGGUUCAGUCUCAGACUCAAGACCCAACACUGAUUGGUGCUUCCUCUGGCCUACGUUAUAGAGUUAUCAUAAUACUAAAGUAAAUUCAGCUACUACAGCUUCAUGCAAAAGUGUAAUGCAUUGUGGAAGUGUGUAGGUUCAUUAACUUAAAUUCAAGAAAGUCUGUAAAGUUCUUGAGACAUGAAUGAAAUUUAUUUAAGCACAAAGGCAAAGAAAAUUUUAAUGUUCUUUAUAUCUAAGGGGAUUGCUGGCUAACAUUUUAGUGAAGAUGUAGAAGAUUAAAUUCUUAAAGUUUUUCAUAUAUUGGCCAAGACAAAUAUUAAUGUAUACUGAAUUUAGUGAUAAAAAGGUAUAUAAUAAAGUUGAAUUAUUAAAUAUCUGCUCCAUUCAUGGUUAAGUCGGACAUAAGAUUGUAGCUUGUUGUCAAGAGUCUUUUAUGCUAUAAAAUUUACUUCAAGAAUUUUUUUUUUAUCUAAAUCUUGCCUGCAAGUAUUCCAGGAUACACAGUUUUUUCAGUUUGCUUUUAUUAAAAAUGAUUUUUGCACUUUGUGUAACUUUGUGCAGUUUGUCCAGGGUAACAAAUGUAGUUAGGUUAAGGUAUGAGUUUUAUACUCUUAAUCUUGAAUCUCGUAUAUACAUAUAUAUAUAAAAUAUAUAUUGGGUUAGAAAUGCCCGACUUGCAUAACACUGCCAUAGAUGCUAAGAUAUAGACAUAUUAUAGCACCUCAUUGCCUCUGCCAAACUCAAUAGUUAAUCUUCUAACAAUAAUUUUUGCUGACAGUUACAGUAGUUACUGUUAACCCUUUGAAGGCCUAAGCUGUAGUUCUACGCCUUGUCCACAGGGUUCUAGAAUUUAAAAAAAAAAAAAAUUCUUAUGAAAUGGUAGAGAAUCAUUUUCUGAAGGUAAUAAAAUGAAAACUACGAAAUUUGAUUGAAUUUUACUGUGUCAGCGAUAUUUAUGCUUCGGCAAUUGCCCACUUUGACUCCUAUUUUAGGCCAGUUACAUUAUUCCAGUCGACCAAAUUCUUAGCCGUUUCGCUAGUAUUGCUUCUAUUUUAUCAAUUGAGCACAAGAAACUGCCCAGUUAAAUAAAGUGAUCAGAAAUUGGUAAUUUGGCCAGUUUCACACAAAGUUCAGAAUAUUCCAACUUCAAAAUAGCAUCCAGAAUAAACAGUGGAGGCAUUCCUGGCACUAAAAUAACAUUUCCUCUGUUUAUUAGUUAUGUUUCCAGGCUUUACAGAUGAUUUUUUAUUCACAUAAAGAAUUUUUAUUCACACCAAAAAAAUAGAUUUACUGUUAUGCAAUAUUGUAAUAAUUGUAUAAGUAAUAUCAGCACAUUCCUGAACGUAUAUUAGACCCACUGGUUGACAUGUAUUGGACUCAUGACAUCAUUUGUUUACUCUUGAACAUCGGCAAAAAUCAAACAUUUCCGCUAAUUUAAGCUCAGUUUCGAGCUAUUUUCAGUACUAAAACCAGUCAAAAUCAUCUCUGUUUCUGUAAUAUACCUUCCAUUCUAUCAAAUGAGAUCAAGAAACCAUGAAUAAACCAUACAAAAAUACACCACAAAGUUGCUGUAUUAAUCCAAAAACACGGUUGCAGCUUUUUUUUACCUCAUUAUGCACUGUGUGCUGCAGGAUUUGUUUUAUAUGGUGCACACUUACCACAUAGAUCCAUUCUCGCAUAUCUAAGCCCAGAUUUACUACUCACAGCUUAUCGGAGUGAGCUGAGCUCAUGUCGUAAUACUAUGGCUUGGACCCUGUGGACAAGGCGUAGAACUAUGAGCCUGACCCCAUGGCUGGGCUCUGAGAGUAGUUAAACUCUUGAACUCUUCAAAGGUAUAUUGGACCCUCAGAGGCUUAAUUAUAUAUAAUAAGAUGAAGUAUUUCAUGUGGGGAAGAAGUUACAUUAUGGAUAAUAUAUAAUACAACUUUAUUAUUAUUCUGUUGCUCUUGCAGACAGAUAUAGAACAUGGAAUAUGUGAUUUUUCAGGGUUUGAUCAUUAAAAAAUUAAAAUUUGUUCAUUUGUUUUUUAAAGUGAUAUGAAACAAAACUUUUCCAGAAAAGAUGGUGAAGUAAAUUCAGAUUGAGCAAAAGUGUGUAGUUCACCAUGAGUACCAGUAGUUUAAAUUUAUAUCAAAGUAACUUUAAAAUACAUUGCAGUACACAGUACAGGUUCAUAGGUGUAAAUGGAGAAUUUGUAUAUAAGCAGGAUAAUGUUAGAAGGGUAAAAUUAAUACUGUUAAAAAAAAAGUUUUUUUUUUGACCAAGAAAUUAGGUGUGGUUUGUUGAUAAAUAUUUCUUCCAAGCUCAUUUUUCCAUAAAUGAUUAUAUACCCUAAUACACUUGUGUACUGUGCUGAUAUAAAACAAAGUACUCUUCAUAUCAUUGUGCACAUCUUAAAUCCACACUUUAAUGUGUACAUGUACACCUAUUUGAGGUGUAUACGAGCAUCCAUGUCCUAUAUUUCAUUGUAGUAUGGAUUUUCUAAUAUUUUUGUAAAUAUUUUCAUAGUGGUACCAUGAUACUUUUUUAAUUUUAAAAAUAACAUUAUUGUUAUUAAGCUUUUGUAGAAAUUUGUGUAAGCAACUGUCAUAAAUGUUUUUUUCUCUGGUAGAGUAAGGAAAGGUGUCUUCUGGCAAGAGGAUAUUAAAAUUUGUUUUUCAUUUUACACUUACGUUAUCUGACCUGUGAACCAAACAUACAUUUAACUAUUGAUUCACUGUAUACAGAUUCUCAGUUUUUACCACUUGCAUUUUUUUUAUUAGGUAUAUUGCCUCCAUGAAUACCAAUUAUACACUACAUUACUUUGUCUUAUAUAUUAUUCUUUAAAUUGCAGGAAUUAAUUUCGUAAUUUUUCAGAUGAAGAGCAAAAAUUAAGAAAUUAAGUGAAUGCAUCGCAAAUUUUGACUUCGAAUGACAAUACUUUCUAAAUUUUGAAUUCUAAAUUUAAAUUAGAGAAAAUCUCAUUCUAGUAUUGCUGCAUACUGUAUAUAACAGUAUAGUAUAAUAAUGAGAACUCUGUGAAGAAGUUUUACAUAUCCCUGUAGGCAACAAUUUAAACAGUGUAUUUAUCUGGCAAGAUUUAAUCUUGUGCCAAAGUGUGGCUGUGAUAAACUGUAACUAGUGGUAGAAUAUAAAUAUUAUUUCAUAUGACUGAUGAUAAAUGCACACUAUUGCAUUAGGCUCAGACAGAAUGUCUGAAUGGUGCAUAUGAGUUUGCUUUUGUUAUGUGCCAUUUUAGUUAAGGCUUUCAACUAAUAAUACCGCUGGGUAAACUAUAUACUGGGUAUACAGUCAACCCUCGCUUAAUGGCAUAGAUAGGGGAUGGACAAAAGAUAUGUUAAAUAAAUUGCAUUCUUUCCAUAGACUCCCAUGUUAUAACCUGAAAUGCGCUGUAUAGCCCUUGUGGCUUAGCGCUUCUUUUUUAUUAUAAUAAUAAUAUAACCUGAAAUGUAGACCCGGACAGUAAUGUUCCAUAUUUGAUUCCUAUUAUUUUUUUUUGGGGGGGGGGGUAAAAGGGUAAGAAACAUUGACAUUUCACUGUACUUAUAGAGAUUGACCUGCCCCCAUCUCCUAUUCCCUCUCACUCUUCAGUAUCUUUUUUUUUUUUUUUUUUCCUCUCAUUUCCUCAUCUCCCAGCUGAGAGGUGAGCCACUACCAGUAAUUUUCCCCUUGUAAUGCCUUUUUCUUGCAAUUUCUCAUCAAAGACACAGUUAAAGAUAGGAGUCAUAAUAUAAGAUGCUAAUUGAGGCCAUGAGAAAGCAAAAUUCAGAGAGGCAAUGAGAAAAAUGUACCAUAUUGUGAUUUUCAUUUACAGUCUUGGUUCAAAUGUUAAAACACUAUUGUUGAUGACUUUAGCCACAGUACAACUAUGGAAUCAAACUAUUUCACUUUAACUAAUUAUGAGUAUAGCAGUUUUUUCAGACUGUAAUAAUAAUUAAACAUUAUCACAUAUUUGAAUUAUCUAUCCAACUCCUAGUUCAAGUCUGCCUGAAAUGCUUUUCAUAACUAUUAGCUUUUCCAUGUAAGAAAUUUUGUGAACACAGUUGUAUCUUCUUGAAAAAUAAAUGAUCAUGAAUAUUAUUAUGAUCUAGGAAUGGGAGGUAGUGAGAGAGAUGCUAGUACUUGAAUACGUUACUGUUGCCGAUUUCAACCCCAACAUAAAUAUGAAACUUGGAAAUUUUGCUUACACCACAGUACUUAAGAUUUUAGUGCUUUUUAGUAAAUGUAUACAGUCUUAGGCAUAACCUGACUGUGAUAUCAGAAUAAUUCUAGAAAGAUAGCAAUUGAUUGAAUGUGUUAUUUUCUUUGGGUCAUCCAGCCUUUGCAGGAACCUGCCAUUGAGCUAAAAAAAAAAAAAAUCACAUUUCAUUUCUCGUUUAACUUGUAUUUAUAAUAAAAACAAUAAUGUGGUUUAAUAAGGGUAAGGAAUAGUGCAAACAAGCCACACCCACCACCACUACAACACCUACAAGUAUCAUCCUCUGAAUUCACAUUAUUUGUCUUGGUUUUCGCUUUAUUGAAUUAAUUUAUCUGUGGUAUAUACUCGUUUGGUGUAGGUUUAGUUGAUUCCUAUCAGUUAAAUAAAAGUUAGUCAAGAAAUGUGGAUCUUGUAUUACGAUUGAUCAAGGGUAAUGUUCACUAUAUUUUUGUUUUCUCUUCUCAAUUUUUUUCGAUAACAUAAAUUGAUGUAUGGUAUAAAAAUAUUCCUAGUGACACGGUUUGGUUAACUAACAGCAGUUGUAUUUGCAUCCCACUUGUUUUUAGGCCACCUCUGGCAUGAGAUUGUUAUACGAGCAUAAAAUUGGUUAAGCAGAAUUUUUUCUGUCAUUCAAAAUUAUUCUCUCCUAAUGUUUAAGCGGGGGUCGACUGUACUAUUUUUUUGGAGGGUAUAGUAACAUUGUUUAAUCACUUAACCUAUUGACAAUCUUUAUAUGGCACUGAAAGUGCAUAUUGUCACUUACAAAAUACAGUUUAGAUAUUAAGAGAUAAACAGUAUUAAUAUGUUUUUGGGUAACUUAAGUUGGUAAUAUAGUUUUUACAAAACAACCUCUCACAUUAUGGUGUAAAUUUUUUAUUGGAAUAACAUGCAUUUUCUGCUCAAAGUAAGUAUAUGUUCUGUAUUAUAUUUGACAUGAUAAAGGAUCAUUACUUCUAGAUGAUUCUUAUUUUGAACUCAUCAUUAAAAACCCAUCAAAGAACAUUUUAAUGCCCUGUCAGAUUAUUCGGAAUUUAGUAGAUUUUUUUUAACACGUCGGCCGUUUCCCAUCGAGGCAGCAUGACCCAAAAAGAAAGAAAAAACCCAAAAUGAAGAAAAAACUUUCAUUAUCAUCAUUCAACACUUUCACCAUCACUCAUACAUAAUCACUGUCUUUGCAGAGGCACUCAGAUAGGACAGUUUAGAUGUCUCUCCAAACUCCCAAUAUCCCAAACCCCUCCUUUAAAGUGCAGGCACUGUACUUCCCAUUUCCAGGACUUGAGUCCGGCUAACCAGUUUCUCUGAAUCCCUUCACAAAAUAUUACCCUGCUCACACUCCAGUAGCUCGUCAGGUCCCAAAAACCAUUUGUCUCCAUUCACUCCUAUCUAACACACUCAUGCACACUUGAUGGAAGUCCAAGCCCCUCGUCCACAAAACCACCUUUACCCCCUCCCUCCAACCUUUUUGAGGACAAUCCCUACUCUGCCUUCUUUCCCCUACAGAUUUGUAUGCUCUCCAAGUCAUUCUAUUUUACUCCAUUCUCUCUCAGUGACCCACCUCAAUAAUGCUUCUUCAGCCCUCUGAAUAAUAUUUUUUGUAACUCCACACCUCCUCCUAAUUUCCACACUACGAAUUCUCUGCAUAACAUUUACACCACGCAUUGCCCUUAGACAUGACAUCUCCACUGCCUCCAACCUCCUCCUCGCUGCAGCAUUCACAACCCAUGCCUCACACCCAUAAAUAUGUAUAUUUAUUAUUUACAGUAUAUACAUGCACACUCACUCUGCUUGGACACACACAAAAAAUCAUAUUAUGCUGAAGGUGUUAAAUAGCUAAUGUAUAAAGUAUGUUUCUUGUAAUGUUAAAUUAUUUAAAUAGGAAAAAAAAAUGUAGGGAAGGUUAGUGUGAGGUCUCUGUAUGAACUAGUUUAAAUAUUAAAACACUUUAAGGAAGGUGCCUUGAUGCCAGUUGAAGGGCUCUUGGUCUAAGGAAAUGUAGCUAACCUCCCAUUCCUUGGAUCCUUCAAGAGAGGUUCCUUGAUGCCAAUGAAGGACUUUUGAUCCAAAGAAUUGGUCCUGACAUUCAUUUACAUGGAUCAGAGUUGGUUGCCUUCCCUUCUCCUUGCACUGUAUAACCCUUAUGAGUUUAGCACUCUCCCACUGAAUGUAAAAAUAAUAAUUAGUAGUAAAAUAAUCAUGUCAGAACACAAGCUGCCAAAAUUAUCAGUAAUUUGCAAACUAAAUGUUAUAUGUAUGAAAUGAUCUUAAAUUUGUUUCAAUUUGUAAUCAAGAGCCAUUGUUUUAUAUACUUAACCAAUUUUGUAAUAGCUCAAGAAUACCUACCAUAACAAAAUGCAUUAACUUGGUACUGUAUUUGUGACUAGGUAUCUUGCAGGGUCAAACAUAAACCGUAUUUAAGAUUAUUUCUAUUGCUAUUUUUACAAAUGUCUAAUGUCUUGUAUGGUAGAGAUUUUGCUAUUAGUGUUUAUAUGAAUAACAUUUUGAUUUGUAUAUAAAUUAUCACUUAUCAUAGAUAAUGCUCCAAAUUGUAAAACUAGUAUAUAAUAGAAGUGUACAUUUUUUGUGUUUGAACUAUGCUGGUCACUGAUAAUACUGUAUUUAUAUUACAUUUAGCAUAUGUGUUGUUUGUUUCUUCAUCACUGCCACAUUGUGAGAUUCAGCAGAUUUUGGUGAGAAAGUUUUACUGUAUAUUUCUUAGCCUUUGCUGAUAAACACUUCAGCAGUAUUCUGAAGAGAAAAGAUUUUUUUUAUAGAUUUUUAAGCACAGGUAUAUUUAUAUUGAUUUUGAUGUUUGUAAGUUACUUUGUACAGUAUUUAUUCAUGAUUAUAAAGAACUGCUGGGAUCAUGUAUGGAUAAAUAUUUAAGUGAAUUUAGAGUUAGGGGGAAAGUUUCUAUUAAAUACAUGGGUAUAAGCAUUUAAAAUCUUAAUUUGCCACCAGAUAAAUGUAUAUAUCCCUGACCCAUGGGGAAGUGAUUAAGGUGUUGAUGAGAUGUAUUGUUACGUGAUAAUGUGCUGUUAAGAAAUGUGCUACUCUUUAACUUUAUGUGUAGAAACUUGAAACUGUCAUUUUGGCUAAAUUUACCUGGAUUGAUAAUGAAAUAAUGGAGUAUUUUGCUAUAAUUUGUUUAUCCAUACUUCUUUUGCAUUCUCUCACUGUCAAGAAAAAUGGCAUGAUACAAAGCAAUGUUUUCUUUAGUUUCCCAUGAAUAAUUUGGUCAGGACUUUCAGGUAAAAUUUAUUUUAGUUGCCUGUAAAGACUUUUUCUGAUGUAAUUAUAUAUAUAUUGAGCAUUUUUUUUUUUUUUUUUUUUUUUAUUUUUAACAUUUUUCUUUAUCAUUCCAUUGCUAAUGGGUUUAGAAAUGCUGUAUCCUUAGUUAAUAGCACAGGAUGUCUAGAGUUCCAGUAGUACAUAGUCUGGCCUAUGUGAGUUUGUGUAAAUAAAGGUCAUUCCUUUUUCUACUGAAUUAUUUCAAUGUUUUAAGUUAUAAAGUUACUUAAAAAUGUGCUUGCUGUGUUAGAUAAUUAUCUUAAUCAGAAUUCCCAUUAAAUUUGACAAAAAGCUUAAAACUCAAUAUUUAUUCUGUUGUGCACAUCAAUGUGGAUUGACCCUGUAUAAAAUGGAAAUAAUGCAGGUAACAUUUCUGGAUUGAUGGAGGCAGUUCUGCUGUAUUUUUAUAUGAUCUCUGUGUGUGGCAAAGUUGUGGUAUACCCCCAAAACUGCUCGAAACAGAAUGUACCUGAUCUGUAGCUGUUAGUUUGGGCUUCAGCUGCUGUUUACAUUGUAGGUUGUAAGUAUAGUGUCAGUAAUUAUAUCCGGUUUCAUUAUUUAUAUCUUCUUUUGUUUAAUACACACCAGUGAAAUGUAGACAAAUAAGGUACAGGUGGUAUUCUCAAAAGAAAGCCUUGUACAGUGUUUGGAUAAAUAUAAUUUAAUUGUUAUAUUUGAGAACUUAACAAUUUUUAGGCCUGUAGGUACCCACAAAGAAAUGCUUUGUGCAAUAUUUAAUACACUUAUAUCUUGGGAUAA
Messenger RNA from Cherax quadricarinatus, 12997 nucleotides. RefSeq lists its product as uncharacterized. Gene Ontology annotation, biological process: regulation of transcription by RNA polymerase II. The record is from RefSeq and is a predicted model, not a curated record. Gene Ontology annotation, molecular function: transcription coregulator activity. Gene Ontology annotation, cellular component: nucleus. NCBI's taxonomy places the organism in Eukaryota, Metazoa, Arthropoda, Malacostraca, Decapoda, Parastacidae.